AAGAGACAGACAUGCUGCAGCUAGAUGCAAGAUGAUGGCUUGGACUGGGUCAACUUAAAACAAAUGGCGCACUGCGGAAGGACCAGUUCAAAACCGGAGUGAAGACAAAGUGUCCAUGGAGGGAGAACUGGAGGAAUCCGAUGAGGAUGUUCAGGGAGAGGACAGGCCCACUGUGCUCUGGGAGAAGUGCAUUCAGCAGAGCAUCUUCGUUGACCUAAGUGAGGAUGAAAGUCUCCACCUCAGUGAGCUGGAGAGUUCUUUAGCCUUACAUCUGUCCCAGGCAGAGUCUGCUGCCUCUGAGGCCAGCAUUCAUCUCAGUGGGAGCGAGGAGUUGUCAGCCUUAGAUGUCACUUCCUCUGAGUCCAGCGUUGUCAGCAGUCAGAGUGAGAGGGUGGUAGAGAGCAAGACCAAGAGCAGCAUGUUUCACGUGUCCGCCCAAAGACCAAACACCAUGCAAGAUGAGCCGAUUUUAAAGAACGAGGAGCAAGGGCAAGAUACUAGUGACGAGGAUCAGGAGGACCUACCUUUUGAUGAUGACCUCGGAAGUCCCUACUUCAACCAGACAGCUUACUCUGAGGGCAAUAUGAGCUCUGAUGGAAGAGAAACAGUUCAUGCCAGUCCUGAUGUUCCUGGUUUGUUUGAAUGCAAUUCAAGAGAUAGAGAUGAUAUAAUUGAACACUCGGUUUCUGUGGAGCGUGAUACUGAGAAACCAUCAACUUUGUCCCAAGAGGAUGCAAACACCAAACAGGACAAUUUUCAUAAUGCUUCCAAGCCAAUUGAGGUUGCACCCUCAUGUCCUAGUCCUUCAGACAUUAACCAGUUGUUGCUGCGACAUUUUUCCCAGGAGGAGUUACUACGGCCGGGUAGGCUGAUCGAGGCAGAGACCCUGCCUGAGGUGUCCCUUCUGGAGAGCAUGGAUGACACCGUUUUCAGCUGGGCUCCGAAACACAACAGCACUGCAAUUAAUGGUUACCACUCAGAGAGCCCUGCAUGUAAUUCUGAGAUUAAUCAGAGUUUCUGCUCUGACAGGACUAAUGAGAAGAGUGCAUCCAAAAACUCAUGCUUAGAGGAAAAAGCAGGAAGGAAAAUUGAUGAUGUCACCCCUGCUGCUUCUGACAGCAUCACAACAAACUCUGAAAGUACACAUUCAGAACAGGGCAGUGGGGAUAAAAGUGCCGUUGAUGUAGAGAAAGACGAAAAGUCAGAAGAGGAUGAUCAGGUUCAAAGAGUCCCACUGCUGCGCACCAGGUCCUUCAGUGAGAUGAAGUAUGGUCAAGGCCAAGUCCAUUACAGACUCCCUGACUUCUCCAAGGUUGCCCCCAAGGUAAAAAUCCCCAAAGCUCCAAGUGGGCCAUCCAGACCUGUUCCUCAGAGCCCCAGCACCAUGCACAGAGCCCAGUCCUCUCCGGGGAUGUUAGAGGUGAUCAACAGGGUCCUGGAGGAUUCAAUACUUCCAUCAGAGAAGCCCUAUGUCUUCAACGAGGAGGACAAGCAGACUGCUCCAGCACUGGUUCAUCACCUGCAGGCUGAAUAUGAUAAAUUACUUACCAAAUAUGCUGAGGCAGAAAACCUUAUAGAUCAAAUGAGAACAGGAACCAACGCUCAGCCCUCUUCAGAACUGAUGCUUUAUUUAGAGUGUGAUGAUCAUCAUCAGGGAGACUUAGUCAAGGGAAGCCAUCUUGGAUCUGUUGCUCCUCGUCUUCCCCCGUCAGAAAACUUUGAUAAAAAACAAGAAACAACUCUCCAGAGCAACAUUAAGGAGACGAAAACACAAACUUCCUCCAGCCAGCCUGAGGAGGGUCCCAGUGAUGGUGAAAGAAUGACUGCGGAGCUAGGGGACAUCAUCAGCCAGUUCAUGCAGAAGGUGGAAGAAUUCAAAUUUAGUGUAAGCAACAUGUCAGUUAGCACAGCCGAGCAGCAAAUGAUGCUGAGGAGCAUAAUGGAGGCUCAAGACCAGCUGGAGAGAGAAUACAUCAGCAAGAAGGAGGAGCACAGAGCUCUGGAGAUGCAAAACUACAUGGGCCUGUCCAGGAACACUGGCACCUUUGACCCAGACAGGCUGGUGGAGGGAGACAUAUUCAGGAUAGGGAUGCACCUUGAGGACAUAAAGGAGAUGAUAGACAAAAACGUGUGUGAGCAGAUUUCUCCACCCCACUCAUCUUCCACUCCCACCCCCAUGAAAGAGAUGCUGUAUGUGAAGCCCAGUCCUCUCUGCAUGCCCACACUGUCACCUCCACCAUCCCUGUAUGAGGGGCAGAGUGCAGGUUUUUCCACUGUGAGUUAUAAAAUGGAGGCAAGGAAAAAGGAAGAAAAAGAAGAGGAAGUGGAGGAGGCCAUUGAGGUGCAAGAAGAUGAGGGAUUACAGCAAAGUGAACUCAUAACAGCUGACUCUUUACUGAAAGAUACCAGACAGAGCUACUGCCAUUCAAGGUUUUCUUCUCUGUCCUGUGUCAGGAGCUCACAGGGCUCUGUGGAGGGACUGGGAAUCCAGACAGAUGAGGCUGAAGAGCAGAGGAGCUCAUCAGAGGUUUUGUCGGAGGCGAUAGAUCACAGUGACAUCAUAGCAUAUUUGAGUGGAAGCAGCUCAUCGUCGAGACAGAAGCAGUGGACACCCAACAGUCACAGCACCCCAGUUAAUGCCCUGAGCCCAGCGGGUGAAUGUGAUCUGGGUGAUUGUGUGAGUCUGUCUGUGGAGGUCUCAUCUUCAUCUGAUGCACCCAGAGACUCAGACAGCCACAGCCUCUCAGAGCCUCCUCUCAACACCUCAUCAGUAUCACUGAGGAUUGUCAGUCCAGAGACGGACAGUGGAUUUGGGAGCUCUUACUUGAAUCAAUCAGCUUCGGGAACAAUUCAACCGAAUCUCCUUACAGAAAGUGCAGAGUCCCAGAAUGAUGGUUUAAGUAGUUCAGACAGUGACGGCUCCUGCUCCAACCUGCAGACAGCCAUCCAUUCAGCCACCGUCACCAGCCAGCGGUGGGUCAGUUCCCACCCAUCUGUCCAAGCACAGCCCUGUGGUGCAGCAGUGGCAGUGGAGCGGUGGGUGGAGAGCACCACUAAGGAGCCCUCAGUCAGGUUACAAGGAGCUGAAUGCAGUCUGCCCGCCAAGCUCCAUCACCACGUGUCUGAACCUGUCCUCAGCACCAGCAUGGAUACAGAAGAGAGAAGCAGCCCACUGUACCCCUGCUCCUGUAAUAGUGAGGCUAUCCUGGCCUUGCAGUCUGAGGUAUCCCGGCUGAAGAAGGACCUGGAGGAAGGUUUGGUCCAGCUGCCUCAUCUAGCACAGAAGAUGGACUAUCUCAGCUCCAAAUACAGGCAGGAUUGUCAGGAGCGAAAGUCUAAAACCAGACCCUGGACCCACCACAGACCAGUCUGCAACAGUGUGUGGAAGCCUUCAAGUAGCACACAGAAUGUGAGCAAUCUCAGUUCCGGUCAGGUGAGGAUAGAGGACUGGAUCUCUUCAGACAUGGACCCCAGCAAGAGCAAAGGUACAGACAGUGGUGACACAGCUGGCUCUGAGAUCAUGCUGCAAUCCCAUAAUUCACCUGUAGGGAGCAGGAGAAGCUCCACAACUAAGUUUCAAUAUAAACUUCAUGAGGCACUACAGUCCAACAGAGGGUCAGAGGGAAACGGCUCAGUGAAAACCUCUCGUUUGACCAGCUCCGUUUUAAAAGGCCAUGAUAAGCAGAAAACACAAACAGCCGUCGUAGAGAGUUUUAACUCAAAGGAGAGAUGGUCUCUUUUCUCCUCUCCAUCUCUUCAGAAGCCCCUUCUGCAGGUCAGCUAUGGCUCGUCCAGCAGUCUGCCUGCAAGCUAUAAAGUGAGGGAGCCACCUCUGCAGUCCAUGUCCCAUCACAGAAAGCGCUCCACCCAGUCAGACACAGCACUCCUGCCCAGUAAUGUGUACUUCCUGCGGACACCAUCCCCAUCACCGGGACCCACAAAGACUGGCAGCAGGACAGGCAGACGCAGAGGGAGCAAGGAGGAGGAAAUGAACAGGACUCUAGACCAGGCUAUUGAGAUGGCCCGCAGCAUGAAGAGGACCACAGACCGAAUGGCCAAGAGGCUGUCGGCUGACCUGGCUGAGGCUCAGCUGCACAGGAAACUGCACAACAUGCAGCCACUAGGGGGCAGGAAACACCAUGCAUUAUAACAAACAAACGACAGAUUAGUUUACUGUGUAACCAUUAAUCUGCCUGUCCCAAUAACACCUGAUGCCUGUAUAAAAUAUCUUGGUUAUUGCUUUUUUAAAUGUGUGUUUGUUUGUGUAUUUAUACAUUGAAAAGUCUGAAAUCAUAUUGGAAAAAUACAAUUUGGACAUUAAACUCAUACCUGUUUUUGUUUAUAGACAGUGUUUAUUAAAUUUUGAGUUGAAGCCUUUACCUUACUUCACUUAUUCUCAUCAGUGUGUAAAAUGUAACAAUAUGACCCAGUUGUGACAACUAGUUAGGGGGCAACAAUCAGUUACAGUACAAUCACCCAGCAGGUGAAGCAAUAAAGCUAA
Molecule: messenger RNA, 4501 nt
Organism: Centropristis striata (black sea bass)
Lineage: Eukaryota; Metazoa; Chordata; Actinopteri; Perciformes; Serranidae
Product: microtubule organization protein AKNA-like
Exons: 22
Coding region: 116-4150 (1344 amino acids)
Source: RefSeq, a predicted model, not a curated record